Messenger RNA from Helianthus annuus (common sunflower), 714 nucleotides. RefSeq lists its product as uncharacterized. The transcript is spliced from 4 exons. The record is from RefSeq and is a predicted model, not a curated record. Bases 1 to 624 code for a protein of 207 amino acids. Lineage: Eukaryota; Viridiplantae; Streptophyta; Magnoliopsida; Asterales; Asteraceae.
AUGGAUCUCGACAGCUUUUUGAUACCAAAAGAUGUUAUGGUGAAUGAACCGAUUCUGUGCUCCACAGUUGUUUCUGAUCCCAUUAUGAACAAUACAGUUGAUGUUCGUCAAUCUGUUUUGCCGCGAAAGUUGAAGGCCCAUAAGAAAUGUGACUCAGUUAUCAUUCAGUCACAUGAGUCUGUAAUUGCUCAUCGUACCCGUUCAAAGAUUGGAAACAAAAAAGAAGCUGUUGUUGAUAAGCUCACGGCCGUUGAACCCGUACCUGUUUGCCGUAAACGUUCUAAUUUGAAAACGAGAAAAACAGAUUCAUUCAUUGAAUUCACGAAGGUAGCAGAAGAUCGAUUGCGUUUACCGUGUCCUGUUUCGGAUGAUUUGUGUCUUUCUGUUGACAACCUGCCUGAAGUUUCGGUAAAAAACCUUAGAUGUGAGGUAACAAACAUCAAGACGUUAGCGGAAAGGAAUGGUGAUGUUUACAGGUAUGGUUUGUCCAAGUGGACGAGAUUCUUGAAAUCAAAUCAAAUACCCAUUGGCGCUACUCUUUUCUUUAAAUAUGUGAAGUCUUCUCAGCUUUUGAUGUUGACCAAAGUUGUUCACAAACCUUCAAAGAAAAGAGGCCGUGCGUGACUGUUUGCAAGUGUGGUCGUUAGUUUGGACUUUAGAUGUUUUGGCAACAUGUUGGUUAUUACUUAAUAGUAGCUUUGUAAUGUUGUGGAA